Molecule: messenger RNA, 4056 nt
Organism: Pogona vitticeps (central bearded dragon)
Lineage: Eukaryota; Metazoa; Chordata; Lepidosauria; Squamata; Agamidae
Source: RefSeq, a predicted model, not a curated record
UGAAAAGGAAAAAUGAGUGGUUCUGAAGAAGAAGAAGAAGAAGAAGAGAUUUUUAGAUCCUCCAGUGAUUCAGAGCCUGAACAGAAAUCUGAACCAGAAUCAGAACCAGAGAAUCCAGAGGAUCCUAUUUAUGCUUUAGCUCCAACAAUUAAUAUUCAAGAUGAAAGUUCAGUUGAUGUGCAUUCAUGUUCCGCAUUUCAGUGUCUUGAUGAGUUGUUUUAUGCGGGAAAUAUCCCUGGAACCAGAGUAGCUGAACUGAAAGCAAAGUAUACCCUCCUACAUGACACUUUAAUAAGUUUGCAGGAAUCAGAGAUUCAGCUGUUACAGGAUGCCAAACGUUUCACUGUUGAACUAGAACAGCAGCAGCAGGAAAUAGAAAAAGCUGAACAGUUUCCAGAGGACGCCACUUCAGAGGUGUCCAAACUGAGACAGCAGUACCUGAGAUACCAGAAUGAAUACAGAGCUAUUCAAGAGAGAGAGUUUGAAAUUCAGUACAAGUUGAACAGUUUACUAGAAGAGAAGAAACUCGUUGAAAAGGAAUACCAUAGAAUCCCCAAAGCCUCUGAUUCAGAUAAGAGAAUGAAGGCCCUAAGAGAAAGUUGUGAAGUGCUCCGUAAAGAAAUCGGACAAAGAAGGCAAGAAAUCAGAGCACUGAAAGAGGCUAUGUCAUCAAGACAAAAACAUCUCACAAAGGAACAGAAGGAAAUUAAUGAACUUCUUCGGAAGCAAGAAGAAAUUAGAGAUGAGUUAGUCCGUGUCCAAUCAAUUCCUAUUCAGCUUGGAAAAGAUAUGGAGAAAAUACACCGCAGAAUGCAAGAGGUAGAGAAAAAGAAACUGGUGGAGCAGGAAGAAGCACAAGAAGUACAGGAGACCCUCAAAAAAGUACUGGCCAAAAAUGAUGAAAUAAAUGAAGAGAAGGAAAAUGUGAUGAAGGAGCUAGAUGGGAAGAAAGCUUUGUUGGAGAGCAAAGAAAGGGAAUUCUUUGCCCUUACAAAAAUGCAUGAGAUGAACAAGGAGAAUGAAGGAAGUGCCAUAGCAGAGAGAGGUAUUUUAGAAAUGGGUUUCCGCAACUGUGCCAUAACAAAGCAAAAACUUCAAGAUACUUUGAGUCGGAUGCAAAGAGAGAAAGAACGAGACCUUAGAAACUUUAAAAAGAUGGAGAUGCAGUUGAAAAUAACCCAAGAUAGUUUGGAUCAAGUUAAAGCACAUCAUGAAAGAAUGCAAUUAGAGGUAGAUGCUGUUCCUAAAGAUGAUGGAACACUGUUAGAAAGGCGAAGGGAGCUUCAAAGAGAAGUUGAAAUCAGUAAGAGAAAUCUGACCCAGGAAAAAACAUCAACAGAUGUUGAAGGACGGAUGCUUGAGCAGUGCCUUGCUGAAGAAGACCAGCUUUUUAAGGCACAGGAACAUUACAGAGAUGAAUUAGCCAACUUGAUACGUAUGAUUCAGGUCAAAGCUGAUGAGCGGGAACAAAAAUCCAAAGAUUGCUUAAAAGCCCAGAUACGGCUGAAUAACAUAGUUGCGGAAAUAAAAACAAAAGACUUUGAAAUAAGGGAACAUAAGAAGAAGCAAAGAGAAAUUCAGAGACAGAUGAAAGAAUUUGCUAAACUAUAUGAUAUUGUAAGACAUGAGAGAAACAAGCUGGUAAAUCUGGUGCAUUGUGCCCGCCAAAAAACAAAUGAAAUUAAGGAGAAAGUCAAAAUGCUGGAUAAUGAGAUGGAAAUCUUGCGGCACAAUUUUGCAGUUAAGGAAAGAAAAUUACAAAAAUACCAGCUAAAGCUUUCCAAUAAUAUCGCAAUCAAAGACAGCAUCCAGUGUGAUGUCAGCAAGGCACAUCAAACACUCCAGGAGAUGAAAGAAAAACGAGAGCAGCAGCUGAUGGAUGUUGAAAGACUCACCAACAUGCUCACCCAGAUAGAGGAAGAAAUGGUUCAGCUACGAAAAAAAUAUGAAAGGGCUGUUCAGCGUCGAAACGAGAGUGGCGUUCAGCUCAUUGAGCGUGAAGAAGAAGUGUGUAUUUUUUAUGAAAAAAUAAAUAUCCAAGAGAUGAUGAGCCGGAAUGGUGAUAUUGAGAUUAAUGUGAUGGAUGAAAAAAUCCGCUUCUUGAAGCUGAAGCUGACCGAGAAAAAAAGGCAUAUUGAGUUAUUAUUGAGAACAUUGCCCAUGAAAAGAGGUUUAGAUGCUGAUUUAGUAGUCCUUCAGAUUCAAUUUUCACAGUGCAAGGACAAAAUUAAAAGCUUUGAGAAACAAUUUAUAGACCCUAAUGGACCAAACAGAACAAGAGCACUCCCAGGAAAGGACCCCUCUCAACAAGAGCUGUUCAAAAAGAUAGAGGAGUUAGAAAUACAGCUGGUGAAGAAGGAAGAGAAAUUACUUGAGAAAGACUUUAUUUAUGAACAGGUUUCCCGGCUGACAGAGAAAAUAAAAACUAAAGCAGAAAACAGCAAACAGGAUACAUUAAUACUGGCAAAAAAGAUGAAUGGAUUACAAGAGAAAAUAAAAAGCACCACCCAAAAGAUGAUGGCGCUUAUUGCAGAGCUGUCUAUGAAUCAGGCCAAUGCCAUUAAACUGCAACAAGAAAUGAGAGACAAAGAGCAGUUUGUAAUGUACAUCAGCUCCAGGCUACAGAAAGGUCUUCCGCCUCCUAAGGAAGUAGAGAUUGAAUGGUUAAAAGUGCUACGUGAUGAAGAAGUACAUAAAGCAGCAACCGAAGCCAAGGCAAAACGUGCUGCAGAAGAGGCGCAAUCUGCCUUGCCAACUAGUAUAUAUACCACUGCUGAACAACGCCCCAAUGCCUACAUCCCAGAUGAAGAGAAUGUUCUCCCACUGCCGCGACCCUAUGGAGCACUGGCUCCUUUUAAACCAGGCGAGCCUAGUGCAAACAUGAGGCACAUAAGAAAGCCAGUUGUAAAGCCCAUUGAAAUCUAAAAGGUGGCACAUGCAGUUGUUGAAGAAUACCAAUUGUCCAAGGUCAGCUUUAAUGUUCUAAAUCAGUGAUAUAAUUCACUGAUUUUAAUGAAUCUGGAUUAUAAUUGGGUCAUCUAAUAGAUCAAGUAGUCGUGUUGCCACCAGAAUACCACAUCCGCAUCCCCAGUUUCACUAAUGAAAUGAGAGACAUUUUAAAUUAGUGAUUGUUCAACUGUGUCUCUUAAAUGACUAAAGAGUCGUGCACAUUUUUAAUACAUUUUUGUGCCACACACAGAAAAUUGGGAAAAUGAUUAAAAAUAGUACAAUCCUUUUUCCUUAAGAUCCAAGCAUCUGAGGUGAUAUUUUGAAAUGUCAGGCAGUAAUAAGUAGUCCAAGUGGCACAUUGGUUUUAUCUUUCAUACUUUAUGCAGUCAUUUAUUCACAUUAUAAAUCCACAGCUCCUUGCCAUACAGAUGUGAGAACUUCUUUUACUGUAAAAAUAAAAUGAACUACGAAGUAAAAUGAAGUUGUAUUUCCUUAACUUAGCAAUUACAUUCCUUCUGGGUGACACAUGAAAAUGUUUGUGUAUCCUCUUUUCUGCCCAUCACUCAUCUCUGGCAGUCCAAGUUCCCAGUGCAAUCAUAUCAGGAUACCUUUACAAAGUUACUCUGGAUUAUUUCAUUUUCCUUCCCCCCCCUUCCUGAGCCUCAGGAACAUCAAGAGAUGAAUUCCUACACUGGGGCGAGGCAUAGCUUAGUUCACGGGAAAGUGGCAGGCACUACUCUAUAGCCUAGUUCUUGAAAUGAGGGAAGGAGGCAAGGGGCUUUUUCUGUGCUGGAGAAAACACUGUAGACCCAAUGAAAUGGGUGUUCAUUUUCCUUUAGUUUUUCCUCUCAGGUUUGCAGAAACAAAAAAUAUUUUUCCCCGUGCAUAUAACCCACAGAAAUAGCAAGUAACUACGGACUGAUGCAAGCUGACUAAGCAGCAUAAUUGAGUUCAAGGAAUCUCAUUCCCAGAUACAUGUACUUAGUCCAUUGAACCGUAAUGGAAACAAAAAGACUAAUGGAAACAAAAAAGAUCCGUAUCCAGAUUAUGGGUGUCACUCAAACAUGAAAUCCAGAUAGCUCUCUUGAUAGCACUGUAGUCAGCUGU